Molecule: messenger RNA, 2244 nt
Organism: Macrosteles quadrilineatus (aster leafhopper)
Lineage: Eukaryota; Metazoa; Arthropoda; Insecta; Hemiptera; Cicadellidae
Exons: 1
Coding region: 1-2244 (747 amino acids)
Biological process (GO): DNA integration
Molecular function (GO): nucleic acid binding
Source: RefSeq, a predicted model, not a curated record
AUGGAACAAGUUCUACAAGACCUCCCAGGUGUCAGCUCUUACUUUGACGACAUAAUUGUCUACGGGUCAACUUUGGAUGAAUGUUUCAACAACCUUGUAGCUUGUCUGGAGCGACUUCAAACCAACAAUCUUCACCUCAACAGAAAUAAAUGCACAUUCUUCCAAGAAAGCAUCACAUACUUAGGAUAUGUUAUUGAAAAUAACACGAUAUCCAAGUCUCCAGCAAAAGUGUCAAAUAUCCUCAAUAUUCAAAGACCAAAUUCAGUAGAGGAAGUGAGAAAGUUUCUAGGACUUGUAACUUAUUAUUCAAAAUUCAUUCCAGCAGCUUCUACCAUAACUUACCCUCUACGCCAGUUACUCAUCAAGAAUAAACCAUUCAACUGGACAAAAGAUUGUGAGAAAGCGUUCAUCAACAUCAAGAAGGAAAUAGCCUCAGAUAGAGUGGUAGUUCCUUUUGACCCAGACCUUCCAGUAUCCGUAGCCUGCGAUGCAAGCCCACAUGGGAUCUCAGGAGUACUAUCACACAUUAUCAAUGGAGAAGAAAGGCCCAUUGCAUUUGUCUCCCGCUCACUUUCAAAAUCAGAGUCCCAAUACAGCCAACUUGAUCGCGAAGCACUCGCUAUUGUAUUUUCUAUUGGAAAAUUUUUCAACUACCUCUAUGGAAGAAAGUUUGAAUUGAUCACAGAUAACCAACCACUCACACGAAUAUUUCACCCAAAGAAUGUUCCUCCAAUGACAGCUGGUCGACUUUUACGCUAUGCAGUUUUCCUCAGAGGAUUUGAAUACAACAUCAAACAUCGGAAAGCAGAACAACACCAAAAUGUAGACUUUCUAUCCAGGACUUUUCAAACAACGGAACAUCGUGGUAUCGACACGGCACUGAAUAAAGAAGAAGAUGAAAUAGAACAGAAUUCAAUCCUUCAAAUCUCAUCAAUCAACAUCACGAGUGAUUCAAUUUCAAAAGAAACUGCGUACGAUCCAGGAAUGAAAGAUCUUAUGAAACAAAUAAAAGAAGGUGCAAAUGAUCCAAUCUACUCAACCAAUCAAGGAAUUGUAUUCAGAGGAGAACGUGUAUACAUUCCAAGAUCACUACGCUCUCAUGUUUUAGAAGAGCUUCAUGCAACACACAUAGGAAUGGUAAGAAUGAAGCGACUCGCAAGACUCCACUGUUAUUGGCCCGGAAUUGACAAAGACAUUGAAAAUAAAGUUCGAUCAUGUGCAGCUUGUGCUUUACAGUCAAAACAGCCAACAAAAGUUUUUCACCCUUGGGAAAUCCCUAAGGAAAACUUUGAAAGAGUUCACAUGGACUACGCAGGACCAUUUAAUGGACACCAUUUCCUAGUAGUGAUUGAUGCAAAAUCUAAAUGGCCUGAGGUUCGAAUAACCAAAAACGCACCAUCCACAGCUAUGACAAUAGAAUUUCUAAAUGAUAUCUUCUCUACACAUGGAUAUCCUGCUGUACUAGUUUCUGAUAAUGCCACUAUUUUUACUAGCCAAGAAUUUACAGACUUUUGCCGACAAAGAGGCAUAUUUCAAAAAUUUAUCGCCCCAGGACACCCAGCAACCAAUGGGUUAGCGGAACGCUAUGUGCAAACGUUAAAGACAUCUUUGAAAAAUUGUGCUGAAGAUCCUCGAAAGAAUAUUAAAUCACAAAUUCAAGACAUACUGUUUCGCUACCGAGCUGUACCUCUACAAUGCGGACAAUCACCGGCUGAACUGUAUUUAAAUCGAAAGAUCAGAACAAAACUAGAUGCUCUCAAACCCCCUAAGAAAAACACAUCAUUACAUCCAGGUUUUCAACAAGUAAGCCGCUCAUUUAAAGUGGGGGAGAGAAUAUUAGUACGUUCCUUAGACGGCUGGAAGUUCGGAAAAGUUAUUUUUCAACUUGGAGCUCUGCACUACAAAGUCAAACUGGACAACGGUUACAUUGGCAAGAGACACAUCGAUCAGUUGAAGAGAACAUCAGUGCCAGAAACAAAAGACAAAACACACUCCAGCUCAUCUCCUAAAGAAAAUACCAGUUCGCAGCAACAGAACAUGACAUUCAAGGACAAUGAUCUAGAAAAUAUAGAAAUCAGGCUUCAACGCAGAGAAGAUAGCAAUGAUCAACUUGAAAAUGCAGAAAUCAGGCUUCAACCCAGUGAACAUAAUAAUCCUCAAACAGAUGACAAUGCUUCAACAGAUGUUCCUCGCAAAUCAGCCCCCUUCUCCCUUUCAAUGUUUUUAAUAGAUACAUCUAAAUAG